AUGCGAUCCAGCAUCGCCUGCGCCCGGUGCCGGCGCAGUAAGAUCAAGUGCGUCAAUGCCGGCAUCGACACCACCUGCCGGGCCUGCGAGUCCUCCGGCCGCGAAUGUGUCUAUCCCACCCCGGCCAUCGGCGUCACCGGGAAACGCGACCUAGCAACGCUGGCAGAAGGAGACGACCGGAAUGGGGAUUGGGAUGGUCCGAAACGCUCACGCCCACGCAAGUCCAUCGGCAUGUCAGGCGCAUCGCCCGGCUCCAAGGCUGGCCUGGAUGCGUUGGACUCGUCGAUCCUCACCACUAAAGUCUGGGAGGCGGUCUUUGACCUCUUCCAGUCACAUUUUGCGACCCUUCUACCUUUCCUACAUCCUGCGACUUUCCUCGGCCAGAUCCGACUCCUCUCGACACCUCCCGUCCCACCAUCAGUAGCUUCGCUAGAUGGCCAGGACUCGGCGCACACCUCGGCUCUCAAAUCUGACCCAUCAUCCUCGUUGAUUCCGCUCGGAGUGCUUGCGCUCACGGCUCGCUUCCACCCUCCUCUGGUGGCCUUCCACUCGCCGGCUUCACCUGGCCAUGCUUCCAAUCCUCUCGCCGCAUCCGAAUACUAUGCGACAGCUUUGCGCAGCCGGCUGGCCGGCCUGGAUGGCGCAAACCUUGCCCUACCCGACCUGGCUCGGGUACAGGCUUUGUUGAUGCUGGCGCUGCACGAAUGGGGGAUGUGUCGGGGAAAGAGUGCCUGGGUAUACGUGGGCAUGGCUAUCCGGCUCGCACAAGCCAUGGGCCUCCCAUUUGAAUUAGAAAACGAAUUCCCUACGCGCGACGUUUCCCGCUCCUCGCCUGGUUUCAAGACCGAGGCCGACCAUUUCGGCCUUAUCCGUCGUGCGGAGCCGAAGGAACUCACUUCCGACGACAUUAUUGCACAAGAGACGAAACGUCGGACCUUCUGGGCUUGCUUCUUGCUGGACCGGUGUCUGAGUAGCGGGAAGUAUCGGCCUCGGAUGAUCCGGGUAAAAGAACUCGGAAUUCAGCUUCCGAGUGAUAAUGCUUUUGCCUUUGGCGAGCGCGUACGAACGGCCCGUUUGAACGAGCCGACAACACGCCGUCCCCAGAGCUUCGGUUCACAGGGGGUGCAAAUCCCCAGCAUUCGGCAGAGCAUUGGCGGGUUCGGUGACGAGAAGCUUCAGACCGCUAAUGGCACAACAGACCCUAAGGCCUGGUCACCGAUCUCACGGCGGAAGGAUUCAAGUGAGGAUGAUGUGGAUCGCUGGGAGGUCGGCGCUGAAGAGUCAGUGCUCAGCCGAGUGAUUCGCAUUAUCCGCAUCUGGGGAAGCAUUGCCAAGUGGUCGUGUGCCGGUGGCCGACGAAACGAGCAGUAUCCGCCCUGGCACCCUGAAUCCCGCUUCGUAUCGCUGCGUAUGCAAUUGAACGAGUUCCAGGACAGCCUGUCCCGCAACUUGCAAUAUUCCCUGCGGAACACUGACACCCAUAUCAUGUAUAAGACCACCCUGGCCUCGUAUACUGUGAUGCACGUGGUCUACUUCCUGUCCGUCAUCGUCUUGCAUCGUGCUUAUAUUCCAUUCCUGCCUCUUCGUUGCAAUGAACCCGUGGGUCCACUGGAUGAGCCACUGUUCCCGUCUGAUAAGGUUAGCGGUCCUCCUGAGGCGUUCUGGCGUGACAGUGCUCGCGAGCUGUUCAAGGCUGCCCGCCAGAUGAUCGACCUUGUCGUCACUUGCCAGGCCCGGGGUGUCCUCGUGGAGAGUCCGCUGGUCGGCUUCGCGAUUUACAAUGCUGCCUUCAUCGGCGUAUAUGGUAUUCACUUCCCACAUAUGGAUCCCGAUGGUCUUCUCGGUGUACGAUCCCCUCCUGCGAACCACGACAGCCACCAGCCUGGUGCUGCCCAAGCUCGCAAGGCACUCGAUAUCUUGCGUGAAAUGCGACCCCGUCUGAAGAUGGCCACAGGCUGGUUCCGUACCCUCAACCGUCUGCACAGCUACUUCUCCAAAGUCAAGCGCGACUUCCGUCGGUACUCACGCAACCGGCUGGACAGCAUGUCUGACGCAUCAGAUCACGGCGCCCCCAAUGGCAUCCGACCUCUUCGUGAAGGUGGAUUUGGUGGCGGUCUGGAAGAGUUCAAGCUGCUCGAGAAGCUGUUCCUGGACUUUGGUACAAUUGAAGACCAGCUACCAGAGUCCCUCGACGACGAUGGCACCGCAAUUGCUAUGGCAGGCGAACCGAUGCCUGAGCGUACCAUGAAUCUCAGUGACGCCGGCAGUAAUGCCGUCAAGAGCGAUGUCGACGGCAGUGACAUCUUCGACGGUGCUGGUGGCCGUCGUGAGUCUUGGGUCCCCAUCAACAGCCCCGGUCUGCCGCCCCCAGGCCACGAGGGCGACCGCCGUCCCAGCCUACCGCUCCCCAACAGCCGGCCCAUGCCUUCGCAGUCGCCGUACUCGCUGCCUUCGCUGCAGCAGCAUCACCCGGAUGGGCCCAUGUACACCUCCUCGCCACCCAGCCUGCCCAGCAUCGCGGCAACCACCCAGUCACCCUCGCAAUAUCUAACCGCAACGACCAACCGUUUGCAGCCUAUCAACUCCUGGCUUCCAUCACGUCCAUCCGCACCGCCGCCCCCAUACUCCCAGUCGUUGCCUCCUAUCAAUGCCUCCGCAUCCAACGGCCUGCCUGUUCUCCCACCCCCAGGCUCAGUCACCCAGCUCGCUCCCUCGCCCCCAUUGACUUCUACCGAAGGACCUGACACGAGUCUGCUUUCGACAAGUCUAGGCGGUGAUGACGUGCUCGCCUUCUUGGAUGGUUGCGAGUGGGCACAGUUGUCGCUUACUGCUCCAUCCGAGGUAGGUAUUCCCGCUGGGUGGUUGAGCACUGUCUGGGCACAGUUUGCCCGGUAG
Penicillium daleae is the source of this 2895-nucleotide messenger RNA. RefSeq names its product putative C6 transcription factor. Gene Ontology annotation, cellular component: nucleus. The coding region runs from base 1 to 2895 and encodes 964 amino acids. Gene Ontology annotation, biological process: DNA-templated transcription; regulation of DNA-templated transcription. Gene Ontology annotation, molecular function: zinc ion binding; DNA-binding transcription factor activity, RNA polymerase II-specific; DNA binding. The transcript has a single exon. NCBI's taxonomy places the organism in Eukaryota, Fungi, Ascomycota, Eurotiomycetes, Eurotiales, Aspergillaceae. The record is from RefSeq and is a predicted model, not a curated record.